This is a messenger RNA of Talaromyces stipitatus ATCC 10500, 711 nucleotides long. RefSeq lists its product as uncharacterized. The transcript is spliced from 2 exons. The record is from RefSeq and is a predicted model, not a curated record. The coding region runs from base 1 to 711 and encodes 236 amino acids. NCBI's taxonomy places the organism in Eukaryota, Fungi, Ascomycota, Eurotiomycetes, Eurotiales, Trichocomaceae.
AUGGCACCAAUAUCAUUUUUAACAGAUACCAUAUUUUGUUUCGUCCGCGAUAUCUCCUCUGCUUUCAUCACGCUAUCCUCAUCAACACUCGUUGCACGAUUUGAUCCAUUACCAGAAUCCACAACGUCACCGUCCUCUCUCGAACAAACGAUACACAAAAGACAAAAUCAAAUCCUCUCUAUACCCGCAACAUAUGCAUUUCUCAACACUUCGCCUACACCUGGAACCGUCAUCGGUGUCGUCCUUGGCGUUGUCGGCGGCGUCGUCAUUCUCGUUAUCGUACUGUACCAAACACUCGGCUGGGGCAACACCAAUGAAAGCAUAGUAGUCGAGGAAGAAGUCAGUGAAGUUGGUGUGGUGCGCACGGGUUCAAGGCGCAGUGCAGUGCCGAGGCCGAGAUCAAGUCGGCCCGGGGGCCGUCGUGUUGUGGACGAAAUAGUCGAAGUUCGGGAACGACCGCAUUCGAGCAGAAGAUCUGACGUGGAUGUAGAUGACGAGGUUAUUGUUAUCGAGGAAGAUGGGACUACAGGUACACAUUACUCGGAUGACGUCGUGGAGGUUGAGGAAGAGGAGAGUAGUGUCGCAACAAGUCCUCGUCCGCCACGCCGAAGGGGAACUGGUGGAAGUUAUAGGAGGGUUGAUCCAUUGGCAUACGGGGGUGGUGAUGAGCCUUCACAAAUAGUUGCAUGGAAACGAAUUCAACGGAUUUAA